AUGUCUACAGCAGAAAAACCAGAAGCAAGAAGUUCUCGUGCAAGAACCUCAGAUAAUAAUAGUGUUCCAGCUGGUUCAGAUGAGCCUGUUGUUGCCACUGCAUCUAGUACUGGUGGAAAAGCUAAGAAAAGUACUAAAGGUUCCAAAGGUGUUUCAACUGGUACAACAAAAACUUCAAAAAGUCUUAAAGCAGGUAUAUUCAUCAUUUUACGAUUAACUUUUCCCGUUGGGCGUAUAGGAAGACUUCUCAGAAAAGGUCGUUAUGCAGAUCGUGUUGGAGCAGGCGCACCAAUUUAUUUGGCUGCUGUCAUAGAAUAUCUAACAGCCGAAGUCCUCGAAUUGGCAGGUAAUGCAGCACGUGAUAACAAAAAACAAAGAAUCAUCCCACGGCAUCUACAACUUGCUAUACGAAAUGACGAAGAAUUAAACAUAUUGUUGAGGCAUGUCCAUAUUUCCGAAGGCGGUGUUUUACCCAACAUUCACGUCGAAUUACUUCCUAAAAAGAAAGGUGAAAAGACAACCAGUAAAUCUGGAACAACAACCGCAUCUCCAAAGAAACCUACCAAGGGCGCUAAAACUCCAUCAAAAUCAACUGCUUGA
This is a messenger RNA of Entrophospora sp. SA101, 600 nucleotides long. NCBI's taxonomy places the organism in Eukaryota, Fungi, Glomeromycota, Glomeromycetes, Entrophosporales, Entrophosporaceae. The record is from the annotation of a GenBank genome assembly.